UCUUCUUCUUCUUGUAAGUGCAAAUACGUAAUUAUUAUUCAUAGUUGCGUGGUAAGCGCAGAGGUAUAUUUUGUCAUUAUAAUGAGUCAUUCAGUUUAGGACUAAAGUACUUUUUUAUACUUGAAGUAGGCAGUUACAAGCGUCCUUGAGAAAGAAAAAUAAAUAAAGAAACAAAACUAACAAAAGACAGACGGAAAUUCAUGAAAUCAAAUCCAACAAAAAUAUUGAGUCAAGCGAAACUGUUUAAGUUGAUGUGAGAAGUUAUUUUGAAAUAUAAUAAAAAUUGAAAGCGAAAAAAUAUUUGUGAAUAAUAAGAUAGUAGAAGUAAACAGAGAUCUUAAUUUAUUGUAAGUUUCGUAUUAAUUUUUUUUUGUUUUGUUGUUGAGGUAAAUAGAAAUGACAGCAGUAGAUCCAGCAUUUGAAGGCGUUGGUCAGCAAGCAGGAAUAGACAUAUGGAGAAUUGAAAAUUUUGAAGUGAAAUCUGUUCCGAGUGCAGAGUACGGAAAUUUUUAUACUGGGGAUGCCUACAUUAUUUUAAAGACAUCAGAAGAGGGACAACGGUUGGAAUGGAAUAUUCAUUUUUGGAUUGGAGAAGAAUCCUCUCAGGAUGAAUUUGGAACUGCGGCUAUUAAGAGUGUUGAGUUGGACGAUUCACUGGGAGGAAGUCCUGUGCAGCACAGGGAAGUGCAGAAUCACGAAUCCAGUCUCUUCCUCUCCUAUUUCAAAAAAGGAAUCAGGUAUUUGCAAGGAGGUGUGAAGUCUGGAUUCCAUCAUGUUGUGGAUGUUCCAGUUCAACGAUUGCUGCGUGUGAAGGGAAGGAGGAAUGUUCGAUUACACCAAGUACCUGUUGCAGUUUCCUCACUCAAUAAUGGGGACUGCUUCAUAUUCGACAAUGGUCCAACCAUCUUUGUUUUUGUCGGUCACCAGAGUGGUCGUAUGGAACGCAUCAAGGCCAUCCAGGCCGCCAAUGCCAUUCGUGACGACAUCCAUUGUGGUCGGAGCAUCGUCAAAAUCAUCGAUGAUAAUGAUGAAGCGUCAGAAUUCUUUGAGCAAUUAGGAGGUGGAAGUAUGACUGACGUUGCUGAAGCUGUAGCGGAUGAUGAUGAUUUUGUAACCAAUUUUGAUAGUAAAGUAGGCCUAUACAGAGUUUCAGAAGACGAAUGUGGUGAACUUCAAGUUGAAUGCAUAGCCUAUCAGCCAUUGAAACAGGAAUAUUUAAAUAACGAUCAGGAUUGUUUUCUGUUGGAUGGUGGAAUGAACGGUUUAUUUGUCUGGAUUGGAAAAGAAUCGAGUCGCCAGGAGAGAGUUGGAGCCAUGAACUUUGCUCAUAAAUAUAUUGAAAAGAAGAGUUAUCCCAAUUAUCUUCCUAUUCAAAGAAUCGUCCACGAAGCUGAAACUCCUGAAUUUAAGUCCUAUUUCUCAGUGUGGAGGGAACCAACCUUUGAAAGAGAGAAAUCGCUUACAGAUGGUGCGACUGAUUAUGAAAAUGCAAAACACCGACUGCUAUCCAAAAGUGCUGGAAAAGCUUUGAGUUUUAUGCCUGACGACGGGUCGGGGGAAGUCGAGAUAUGGAGAGUGGAUAAUUUUGAUAUUGUGCCUGUUGAAUCGUCUCAAAAAGGAAUAUUUUUUGGUGGUGAUUGUUACAUAGUAAAAUACAUGUGCACAAAUUCUUCACCACAUUGUAUCUUGUAUUUUUGGCUUGGUCAAUCAAGCACUCAAGAUGAAAGGGCGACUGCUGCAAUAAUGACUGUCAGAAUGAGUAAUGAUAUGAAUGCAGUACAGAUUCGAGUUGUGCAUGGACAAGAGCCUGAACAUUUUUUACGCAUUUUUAAAGGUCAGAUGGUCAUAAUGUCAGGUGGUCACGCAAGUGGUUUCAAAAAUAUCCACGAUUUCGAUUCGUACGAUGUGGAUGGUACGAGGCUUUUCCAAGUGAGAGGAACGAACCACUACAAUACGCGUGCUGAACAAAUUCCUGAAUCAAGCUGCUCUCUUAACUCCAACGAUGUUUUUAUUUUGGAAACGCCUACUCUCACCUAUUUGUGGAUUGGACAGGACUCGUUUGACGAAGAGCAAGCAAUGGGAAGAAGUAUUAUGAAGAUUGUAUCACCUGAUAGAAAUUUUACUGAAAUAAAAGAGGGUGAAGAGCCGGAAGAAUUUUGGUCACCCUUGGGAGGAAAAGAAGAGUAUCCAAAGUCACGUGAUCUUCCCUCCCGACCCAUCAUCAAACCCAGGCUCUUCAGGCUUUCAAACCGGUCUGGAAAAAUGAAAAUUGAAGAGAUGUGCAAUUUUACUCAAGAGGAUUUGUGUGAAGAUGAUGUCAUGAUUUUAGAUGCAGGAGAUAUUGUUUAUUUGUGGAUCGGAAAGGGAGCAAAUGAAGAGGAAAAGAGUGGAGCAAAUAAAUUAGCUGAGGAUUACAUGUCGUGCGAGCCGAGCGAUCGAAAUUCAGAAAGUAUUUCAAUUGUUACAUUGAAGCAAGGUGUUGAACCAGAAUCCUUUAAAUCAUUCUUUCAGAAUUGGAAUCCCUCUAUGUGGGAGGAUCUUUCUCAACUGCUUUUGCCAAACUGAAGGAUUUAUUUGUAAAUCUCUGCUGCCUUUUCUAUGUCAGUAUUAUUAUACACUUGGCGCUUACUUACAAAAGACGCUCUCUCUGCUGCGCUGUUUUAUUAUUCUAACAGAGUGAAAAGCUUUCCAUUGAGUACCCUUUUUAUUAAAGUGGGUUGAAGAUAGUAUGGAAAAUGAUUUUGCUGCAAUCAUGAUAAAAGUAAACUUUACAGGGUUGCCAUAAAAACCUGAGGAAAUAACGGGGGAUUUUGAUUAUUUCUUUAAAAACUGGAAAAAACCGCGGAAUGUUGUCUUUUAUCUUUCAUCUUUUAAAAAAUGGUAAUCACUCCGAGUGGGAUAUUUAAGGAUGGUAUUUCAGCUCUAUUAAACUAGUUCAUUUACUAUCGCAUUAAAGUAUGUUUCCUUCUUUCAUAAGUUUUUCCAACUAUUAAAAAUACAGGCAAAUGUGAACACCCAAAUAGAGUGAACGAAAUCCCGUGCCUUGCAAUGCAAACAUAAUAUUAUUGUUUGUAGAAGAGAGGAAACUGAACUUUUUUCUCUCUUCCACUGAUUUUUUUCCCCUUCAUUUUUUGGUCAUUUUGAAAUUUCUACAUAAAAUACAUAGACCGAAUUUUAAAACCAUCUAUUGAGUGAUAAGCAUUUUUUUCGUGUUUGCUUCUUCUAUCUCAGCUUCCCAUCUCUAAAUUUUUUGUAUACCCAAGACGAAGAGUCAUAAGAAUAAAAGUGAACACAUUUUUUUGUGACUACUACAUAUUGAUUUUUGUAUUUCUUUUGAAGGGUCAUUUAUUUAAAUGAUGUGUCAUAGAAAGUUCUGAAAGAUGUGUUGAUGUGCAGCACGGAUAGGAGUGAACUCCCGGUUAUAGUGAACCGAAAUUUUCGGUCCCCCCUGAAGGUUCACUGUAGUGGGGUUUGUCUGUAGUAUUAGUUAUCCCAAUACAGCCCAUACAAAAGCUUUCCUCUUGUGUGCGGGUAAAACAAAAGAUUCUCCAGAUUUGAGUGGCAACCUUGUCUUGCCCUGUGAUAGUUUUAACUAGGUUUCUGCAAAAAUUGUUAUUAUUUUUAUUAUUAUUAUAAUAGUAUUUUAUUUUUCUUAACUAUUUUUGAAAUACAAGCAUAUAAGGUACUUAAUGUUGGUGAUAAUUAAAUAGUGAUUUUUACUCUCUCUCACUUUUGAGAUCACAAUUUUAUUUUUGAACAUGAUAUAUUUAUGAAUAAUUUAUUUUGCAUUUGACGCUUAAAAAAAGUAUCAUAAGAAAGUAGAUUAGGAGCGUACCAGAGCAACAUUCCUUACAAAUUUUUUUGAAGAAAAAAAAAAUGCAAAAAAAGCAACCUAUUUUUUUUAUUUCAUUCAUAAAUACAAGGAACUAAAACAAAACAUAAUACACAAGUUCUAAAUUGAAAUUUUAAUUUUGUUUAUGCGUAAAAAAUAAUUAAUUUGUCAUCCGUUUACAAUCCCAAAUGAUCUCGGGCCAAUAAAAAAAGUUAAAUAUGAGUCUUUGUAUAGGUUCAUCAUCUGAAACAUGAUCUGCAUUACUUUUUCUUUCAUUCACAAAUGCCAUUUUUUUAACUCUUUUUUUUUCUAUGCAAGUUCAUCCACCAUCGCGUAUAUACAAUUGUACGAGACACGUCUGCAGUCCCACAAAUAGCAACAAACAAAUUAUUGGCAAACUUCCAAUCACAGCAGAUUAUUUUUUGUUUUGCUUCCGGCCGAAUAAGAACGUGAUAAAACAAAAACGUAUUGGCGAAUUUUGAUAUGCCCGAGUUUAUUCAGGAUAAUAAAUAUUUGUAAUCCAUACAUACCCGAUUUAACUCGAUCUUUCUAUUUAAUUUUCAAAAACAAACCGAUUUUGGACUCUACUUGACGACAUCUUUCAAGACAUAUAAAAUAUAAGAGGAAUUUGACAAAUAUGAUGUUUCAGAUGAUCCACCUUUUUUUCUUUCUUUACAAAGACAAUUCUGUCGUUAUUUAAAAGUUAGUUUAGCGUUACACUCUUGUCAGAUUUUAAACUUUUGAUGAAUGUACGUUUCAUAAAAGAUUUUAGCGUCAUCUGUUUUCAUUCAUUUGAACUAACAAAAUUAAAUUUUGAAAACAGUGAUGACUUUGACCACAAAUUGUAUGAAAAGAAUUCCAAAAUAAAUGCAUGCAAAAAAAUAAUCACCUUUUCUGAAAAGGUGAAUCCUCAAAAGUGUCCAUAAAACUUAAAAUCAAAGAUGGCAAGGUAGUAGACGCAAAGAGAUUUUGCAUUAAUUGAGAACUUUUAUAUUUUUAAAUAACUCAUUAAUAUUUUCAUUGCAUUGAAAUGUAUUUUAUUGAAACAAGACUUCCUUUACAUAUGCAGAGUAUCCGCGCACCUGGAAAGUCAUGAGAAACCAUGGAAAGUCAUGAAUUUCGGUAUUGAUAUCAAAAUUUGUCAUGAAUUUAACUAUUUUUGAAAAAAAAUCACGGAAAGUCAUGGAUUUAGGUUGCCGAAAAUUUUUAUUUUUAUAAUGGAAUCCCUCCCCUAUUUUAUGGUGUUCCGAAUAUUUGAAUUUGUCACAAAAUCCCCACUCACAGUCAUAUUUUAUUAUAAUAUAAAAGGUUUUUAUCAUGUUCUUUAAAAUUAUGGUGUUCUUUCAAAAAAUGAAG
Molecule: messenger RNA, 5188 nt
Organism: Parasteatoda tepidariorum (common house spider)
Lineage: Eukaryota; Metazoa; Arthropoda; Arachnida; Araneae; Theridiidae
Gene: Gel
Product: Gelsolin
Biological process (GO): actin polymerization or depolymerization; actin filament severing; barbed-end actin filament capping
Cellular component (GO): actin cytoskeleton; cytoplasm
Molecular function (GO): phosphatidylinositol-4,5-bisphosphate binding; actin filament binding
Source: RefSeq, a predicted model, not a curated record